Molecule: messenger RNA, 558 nt
Organism: Macrosiphum euphorbiae (potato aphid)
Lineage: Eukaryota; Metazoa; Arthropoda; Insecta; Hemiptera; Aphididae
Source: the annotation of a GenBank genome assembly
AUGAGAAUCAUAACAGGCACCGUGAGAUCAACCCAACUAGAUUGGUUGCCGGUCGUGUCUAAUAUAGCCCCUCCAGACCUACGCAGGCAAGUCCAGACUGAGUCAAUGAUACUGAAACUGAGCAACUAUCCAGACUUACCUGUACAAAUAGAUAUAGCAAACCACCCACCCAAGAGACUUAGUUCCAGAAAACCUAUAUGGAGCAUGGCACGGUCAAAUAAAUCAAUAGAGGAGAUGUGGGCAAACAAAUGGACAAACACUAACGUCCGAAACCAUUUCCUAGUUAGCGUUCCUGAUAGCAGAGUACCUGGGUUCGAGCUCAGCCGAGCACAAUGGAGGGCCCUAAACCGAAUAAGAACUGGGCAAGGUAGGUGUAACUAUCAAUUACACAAAUGGGGCAUGACUGAUUCCCCGUUGUGCGAGUGCGGUCUAAUACAGACUACAAGCCAUAUUGUUGAGGAAUGUCAAAGAAGAAGAUUUGAAGGAGGGAUAGCAACUCUACACAUCUGCGGACCAAUGGCGAUCAAAUGGCUAGAGGAACUUGAUAUUCGACUCUAA